AUGACUAUCUUCACUUCCAAGAGUUCUAUUCCCAAUUCAGUGCCAGGGGCCGAUUUAGUUUCUGUGCAGUUGAUUCCAACCGAGACACUCGAUGAUCUCUUCAACUAUUACAGGGAGAACAUGGACGAUCAUAUUCACCAGAUUCUCACUGAUACGGAUACAUUUGGUUCCAUCCGUCGAAGAUCGACUAUCCUUGCCUCGGCCAUUUGUACCGUUGCUGCAUUUUCAUCGGGCUCCAAAUAUUAUGAGAACUUCUUGAAAGCCUUCAAAUUAGAGGUAUCUGGAAAAUUAUUUUCGGAUUCUUACACAUUCGAUGAUGUCCGGGCUCUCUGUUUAGGAACUUUGUGGCUCCGUGAUGUCUCAAAUUCACUGAAUGGACUAGAUGCUUAA
Molecule: messenger RNA, 390 nt
Organism: Penicillium angulare
Lineage: Eukaryota; Fungi; Ascomycota; Eurotiomycetes; Eurotiales; Aspergillaceae
Exons: 2
Coding region: 1-390 (129 amino acids)
Source: RefSeq, a predicted model, not a curated record